GCCAAGAUCUUUUUUGGGAGCGACAGAAACACCUUUGAGAGCAACUGAGAUUUCUGUCUGUCUGUCAGUCAGUCAGUGAGUCGCUUUGUUGUCGUGCUGCCUCAAGGGCCCAUCACAUCACAUCACAUCACAGCACAUCAAAUUAUUUAUGAAUUUGUCACAAAAAUUGAAAGCGAAAGCCGAACCGGACGGACCAAUCGAUCGUGGCUGUAUAAAAGUUUCAUCGACUGCAGUCGCGGCACGGCAGCCCCAGCAGCAGCAACACCAAACACCAAACACCAAACACCAAACACGAAAGAGCGAAGAGCAAACGAAGGAUCAUAAGAAAUAUGUUCGGCAUACGCUGUGUGGGCCCUGUGCUAGUGGCAAUGCUUUUGGCCCUGCUGAUGGGCAUGGUUGUGGCCAAGCAGGACACGGCAGCACGUCAAUUUGGUGGCCAGAAUGGCUUUGGGAAUGGCUUUGGUCCGGGUAUCGGACCUGCACCUGGACCCGGACCAAUUCCUCCCUGGGGACCACCACAACAGCCUGGAGGUGGCGGCGGGAGCUGUCCGCUCUGCGACUCUUCGGUGUACAGCUAUUGCUCCCACAAGAUGGUGCAUGACUCUUGCUGCUGCGAUUUUCCAGCAUCUGCCCCACAGUUGAGACCGCCGCAGUGCUCCUACUACGACUGCUCCCUGCUGUAUGCCAAAUCCUGCUACGAGCAUGCCCUCAUCAAGAACUGCUGCUGCAAUAAUCCCUACUGAAGCC
Drosophila guanche is the source of this 747-nucleotide messenger RNA. RefSeq lists its product as uncharacterized. The coding region runs from base 330 to 743 and encodes 137 amino acids. The transcript is spliced from 3 exons. NCBI's taxonomy places the organism in Eukaryota, Metazoa, Arthropoda, Insecta, Diptera, Drosophilidae. The record is from RefSeq and is a predicted model, not a curated record.